AUGACGUCAAACGCUGCUAUGGCAACCGUUGAUUGGUGCCCACAGCUCCCCGGCCCCAGCGCAACCGCCGCUCCCCGGCGCGCGCCCGCCCCGCCCCGCUCGCCCUCCAGCCCGCCCGCGCCCGAGGCAAGCGGAGGGGAGCGCGUCCCCGAGCCGAGCCGCGCUCCCGACCCUGCCUUUCACCACCCCGCGUGCUCGGCUCGUUCCCCGCCGCCCCCGCGAGCGAGCGGCCCGCCCGUCCGUCCGCCCUCCCUCCCCGCCCCUGCGGCCCGCGGAAGGAAGCCUCUCCCCGCCCCCACCGCUCCUGGCAGGCACAUCCGGGACCUUCGCAUCUCCCCACCCUCCCCCACCCUCUCCCUCCUCCUGGCCGCCCUUCUCUCCGCGGUUGGAAUGGCUGCGGGGUCGGGGGACUGCGGCUCUGCGGCCAGGGCUUUGUGA
Molecule: messenger RNA, 438 nt
Organism: Microtus oregoni (creeping vole)
Lineage: Eukaryota; Metazoa; Chordata; Mammalia; Rodentia; Cricetidae
Product: basic proline-rich protein-like
Exons: 1
Coding region: 1-438 (145 amino acids)
Source: RefSeq, a predicted model, not a curated record